Messenger RNA from Tachyglossus aculeatus (Australian echidna), 1079 nucleotides. Its product is annotated as protein FAM98C-like. The record is from RefSeq and is a predicted model, not a curated record. NCBI's taxonomy places the organism in Eukaryota, Metazoa, Chordata, Mammalia, Monotremata, Tachyglossidae. The coding region runs from base 1 to 837 and encodes 278 amino acids. Gene Ontology annotation, cellular component: tRNA-splicing ligase complex. The transcript has 7 exons.
AUGGAUGGAUGGAAGCCCGGCACGGAGGAGAGCUUCCUGCUGGAGCUGAGCGGGCUGCUGCGGGAGCUCCACUGCCCCGAUCCCGUGCUCACCGCCGGGGAGCCCGCCGUGUGCCUCCGCCAGCCCUGCACCCGACUGCGCCUGCUCCGUUUUCUCUGCUCAGAGGUCCAGGCGGCCCGACUGCUCCGUCGCAAGACGCCCCGGGUCCGGUCGCAGGAGGAAGGGGAGCGGCUCUGGAAAACCAGGGAGGAACUGACCCUCAUCUGCGAGGCCUUAGGAAUGCCCUCUCCCCAGCCUGGCACCGCCCCCAGCCAACUGUUUCAGGAGCUGCUCGCUAAGAUCUCAGAGCUGCUGCCCUUGCUGCCACCUGGACACCUGGCUCCUCUUCUGACCAGCUCCCUGGACUCUGCCCGCUGGGUGGUGGUCGGCGAGAUUGACCGGAGCCUGCGGGCCGAAUACGGCUGUCGCCGCCGCAUGCUGCUCACCCGGUUGGACCUGACGGCCGCCUCCUUCCACUGGGCCGAGCGGGCACAGGCCCAGAGUGCCGCCAUGGCGACGAGGCUGGCACCCCUGCGGCAGGCGCUGUGCCCGGAGCCCGGGGUCUCCGUCGCCCACCUCCUGGCCGCCCGGGCCGACCUCUCCCGCCUUGUCCCCGCCACCAGCCCGGCUUCCCGCGCUGCCACCAGCUGCCCCGUCAACAAGGUUCUGAUGGGCACUGUGCCAGACCGAGGGGGCCGCCCCAAUGAACUCGAGGCGCCCAUGCCCUCUUGGCAGAGUCGGCGAGAAGGGGGCCAACAGCGCUGGGGCCAGAAGGGCAGGAAGAAGAAAAAGAGGUGACGGGGAAGGAGGCGCAGCCAUGCCCCUCUUUCCCCUCAGCGCCCGUUGGUUCAGUCGACCUCCUGCUCCCCUGUUCGUGGCUUAGGUUCUGCCCAUGCCCAGUGGAGGGAGGGUCCCGGGCAGUGGUCAGGGCAGGGAGACGAGGACGACGAGAGCCCUGCCGCCAAGGCCUCGAUUGCUCCCUUUCCCCGACCGAAAACCGCUGUUCCGUUUCUGGAAAAAUAGAUUUAAUGUAUAACGUC